Molecule: messenger RNA, 534 nt
Organism: Paraphaeosphaeria sporulosa
Lineage: Eukaryota; Fungi; Ascomycota; Dothideomycetes; Pleosporales; Didymosphaeriaceae
Exons: 2
Coding region: 1-534 (177 amino acids)
Source: RefSeq, a predicted model, not a curated record
AUGUUCGGUCUCAAGCUUUUUGUCGGGGUUGCUGCGGUUGUUGGCGUUGUCGUGGCCGCCGUGCCUGAAGACAGCGUCUGCGCCACGGCUCCGGCUGUCACUACCACCGUCACCGUCACGGAAUGCGGCCAGGUGACGACGCCAGCUGCUCUUCCGUCCGAGUCCCAGACCCAUAGCACGGCCUCGCCGCCGGUAGAGACGUCAUGGCUACCCUCGUCUCCAGCUCCAGCCCCGGUUCCAGCAUCUGGCAGUCCUGCUUCGCCUGCGCCAGCUCCACCCGCCUCUUCUGAUUCUGCUUCCGGUCCUUCGGAAUCUGCCCCUCCGGCUCCGCCCGUAUCCUCUGGUGGUCCGUCUGGCAGUGAGCCGUCCUCGCCCGAGCCCACCCCGACCGCCACCGACAACCCAACCCCAUCAACAACCAAGCCCGGCAUGGUUCCCACGAAUGCCGGUUCUCUCCCUGGUGUCUCUCUCGGUAUGGGCUCUCUCGUCGUUGCCGGUAUGGCAAUUAAUGCAGCCGUCGCUGUGCUCGUCUAA